GGGACGCUUGUAGUCCUCUUUAGCGAAGAUGUAUGGGCCAGGUCUUUGCCACUUCUAUCGCCUACCUGGUCAUUUCAUUCGAGACUGUCCUUUUCGUAACAACCCAAAUGGAGCUGAGAUGGAGGCGAGCAUACAAGGAGCAAUGACCAAUGGCGGGCAGAACGGUAAUCAUGGACUACUACCAGCGCCAUCAUCUUCUUCUCAGGCGGCUGGUACAUCGGCUGUAUCCAACGCCAUCGUACCGUAUCAGGCUCCGCAGAACCGUGGCGGAGGCGGAGGUGGUUACUACGGUGGCUAUGGGAACAACAACUACCGGAGUAAUCAAGGUUCUGGUGGACAUUGGUAUGCAAAGCCGUGGGGAGGCGGCUACAGAGAUGCUAAUAACGACGAACGCUUCGAUAGGAUAUACGAGCUUCUCGCAGAACAGGCAGAAGAACGGGAGAAGCGGAAGCAGGAGGAAAUUAAGCUCGAGCUAUUGGAGGCAGAGAAGAAUAAGCUACAGGAGGAGGACGAACGGAAUGCUCAAACAAAGAAGGAAAAAGAACAGCAUGAGGCGAGACUGGGAAAGAUAGUGAGAAACAGCAUGAAGGCCAUAUGUGAAUCCGUUUUAGGGAAGAAAGUGGAUCUUCCGGAUGAAGAGGAGUCACAGGUCGGAAAGCUAAGACGUGAGCUGGAGGAGUUAAAGGCAAGAUGUGCGGGAGAAAAAGCGGAGUCUAGCCUAGACGUGCUUCAUAGGGAGAAGGAAGCUCUCCAGAAGGCACAAGUCUUGAGUAGUGAAGAGGAGGCCUUAAGAAAGGAGAUUGAGGGGUUGAAAGCACGGAUCGUCAAAGGUAAAUUUGUUGACAUCUCCUCUGGAAGUUCGCAGAGUGAUGAGAUAGCGGCUCUUCGGCUGCAAAUCCAAGAGUUGGAGGAAGUCCGUCUGGCGCUUCAGAGCAGGAGCAGCGAGUUGAGCUCCUUGAAGGCCGAGAACUCUUCUCUCAAGAAGGAUUUUCUCGAUCUUAAAAGCGAGAUGGCCGAUCUCAAGAAUGCUAGCAAUAAGAGGACAUCGGAGGUUGUCAUCGAGAAAAGUCCACCGGUGGAACCCGAGAAAGGCAAACAGAGGAUGGUACCCAUUGGCGAUGCGGUUUACACUCCCAGGGACCUCGAGGCUCUUCAGAAGGCUUACAAGAAGGCGUUGGCAGGAGAAGAACCCGCCAACAAGGAGACAAUCUUUCUCAAAGAACGCAUGGCAUGGCUAGGGGCCCAGGUACUGACCAAGCAACGGUCAUCGGUGCGGCGACCAUCUUGGAGGAAGACAACGCCGCGAAACCUGAGACCGGCCUUAAGUGCCGUCCAGAUCGAGGAUGAUGAAUCGAAUAAGGAGGAUCAUCAGAAAACGAAGGCGAUGGGAGAUUUGGCGGAAAACGCCGAGGAUGAGCAGCUGCAGAAGCUUCAGGAAAAAGAGAGACGGGUUUUGCGCCCUUUGAAGAAAGGCGAUAUGGUAAAGCUAUGUGAUGAUGAGGGGAUAACCUACAUUAAGCUGGAUCAGUCAAAGGCGGAUGUAGCUAAGAUUCGGACUCGAAGAAGAUUUGCGGAGUGGCUGAAAGAUCAAGGCGUCCAGGAUGACGAGGAGGAUCAGCAGUACGCCACUUCUACCGAGGAGGUCAACGAAGAAUGAGGUCGCGCCCCGAGUGUUUCUUCACUAUGGAAAUGGGCUCUAUUUUUUUGAGAUUAUCGAAAGUCUUUGCUU
Molecule: messenger RNA, 1729 nt
Organism: Chara braunii
Lineage: Eukaryota; Viridiplantae; Streptophyta; Charophyceae; Charales; Characeae
Source: the annotation of a GenBank genome assembly